GCCAGGAUGCCCACUAACGGUACAAACUGUCCACUGAAGCUGCAGUUUGGUCUGAUCAACCACGAGAGUCGCUACCUCACCGCAGAGGCCUUUGGCUUCAAGGUGAAUGCUUCGGCCCCCAGUCUGAAGAGGAAGCAGGUGUGGACAUUAGAGCAGGACUCCCAGGACCCCCAGGUGGUUUACCUCCGCAGCCAUCUGGGCCGCUACCUGGCCUCCGACAAGGAUGGCAAGGUCACCUGCGAGGCCGAGGGACGGAACACAGACUGCCGCUUCCUAAUCGCUGCCCAGUCAGACGGCCGCUGGGCACUUCAGUCGGAACCCUACCUGAGGUUAUUCGGAGGUUCCCGGGACUACCUGUCCUGCUUCGCCCAAGUUAUCACAGAGGCAGAGUUAUGGGCGGUGCACCUGGCGCUCCACCCGCAGGCCAACCUGCUCAGUGUCGCCCGCAAGCGCUAUGCCCACCUGUCACCCGACGACAGCGAGAUCGCCGUCGACCGGAACAUUCCAUGGGGCGUGGCGGCGCUCCUGACGCUCGUCUACUUGGAUGGGAAGUACCGGCUCAAGACCUGCGACAGCCGUUACCUUGGCAACGACGGGAAGCUGUCAGCGGAGAGCGGGCGGGGCACGGGGUACACGCUGGAGCUGAAGUGUGGGAAGCUGGCGUUUAAGGACUGUGAGGGGAAGUACCUGAGUCCAAUGGGGCCCACGGGGACACUGAGGUCUGGCAGGUGCAGCAAGCCGGGGAAGGACGAGCUGUUUGACCUGGAGGAGAGCCACCCACAGGUGGUGCUGAUGGCAGCCAAUGGGAAAUACGUGUCUAUACGGCAAAGUGUGAGUAUCUCGGCCAACCAGGAGGACGAGACGGACCUGGAGACGUUUCAGAUGGAGAUUGACAAGGAGAGCAGGAAGUGUCUGUUCCGGACCAACGAGGGGAAAUACUGGGCCCUGGUGGCCCACGGAGGCAUCCAGACUACGGCCACAGAGAGGUCUGCCAACACCAUGUUUGCAGUGGAGUGGAUGGGCCGCAGGGUGGCACUAAGAGCCAGUAACGGGAAAUACAUCUGCACUAAGAAGAACGGCCAGCUAGCAGCCGUCAGCGACUCCGUAGGUGAGGAUGAGAAGUUGAUUCUGAAGCUGAUAAACCGUCCCAUGCUGAUUCUGCGAGGGUUGAACGGCUUCAUCUGCCACCAUAAGAACUCCAACACGCUGGAUGCCAACAGAUCAGUCUAUGACAUCUUCACACUGCAUUUCAGUGAUGGGGCGUACCACAUCAAAGGUGAGGGAGGGAGGUUCUGGUAUGUGAACAGCAGUGGUCUGGUAUGUUCAGACGGAGAGACACCAGAUGACUUCUCCUUUGAGUUCCUGGAGCACGGACGCAUCGCCAUCCGAUGCAAGAACGGCAGAUACCUGCGAGGCCAGGGGGGCAUGCUGAAGGGCGACGGGGUUACCCCCGACAGCUCUGCCCUCUGGGAGUACUGACCUAUAUGGGGGCCACUCUCCUACCCUGCUGGAGGUUACCCCUAACCACAGAUCUAGGAUCAGAUUGGGGCAGAUUACCAGAUUACCCUAACCCCCAUGUCCUAAAAAUUAAUGAACAGAUUGGUAAAGAAUAUCUGACCCUAGACUAGUAGUUAGUGGCAACUUCUGCCCUCUCCCAUAGGUCCCUUUCUGCCCCUGUCACUCCCCUCAACCUACUCCUGGCAUGCCAGCCAAUGAAGAAGGCACAAAGAGAAAACAGACUCUUUUACAGGGGAGGUCGAGGGAAGACAUACGUUUAAAUGAAUGCACUAAUUGUAAGUCGCUCUGGAUAAGAGUGUCUGCUUAAUGACUAAAAGGUUCAUUUAAAAUAAGGCAGAGGUCUCAUGUUUUCAGCUCAGAAGAGCCUGGUCAGAAGAAAUGAAUCAUGUUUGCUGGAGUCAACACUGUUCAGUGAGUCAACGGCAGAUUCCAAACAACACUAUGCUUUAUAGGCUUAUGAGAUUUUUUAAAUGUUUUUUAAAAUUAGUAUGUUACUAGUAAAAGUCAGGGU
This is a messenger RNA of Salvelinus fontinalis (brook trout), 2029 nucleotides long. Its product is annotated as fascin-2-like. The record is from RefSeq and is a predicted model, not a curated record. Lineage: Eukaryota; Metazoa; Chordata; Actinopteri; Salmoniformes; Salmonidae. Gene Ontology annotation, biological process: actin filament bundle assembly; cell migration; establishment or maintenance of cell polarity. Gene Ontology annotation, cellular component: cytoplasm; actin cytoskeleton. Gene Ontology annotation, molecular function: actin filament binding; protein-macromolecule adaptor activity. The transcript is spliced from 6 exons. Bases 7 to 1479 code for a protein of 490 amino acids.